Messenger RNA from Cokeromyces recurvatus, 1754 nucleotides. RefSeq lists its product as uncharacterized. The record is from RefSeq and is a predicted model, not a curated record. The coding region runs from base 290 to 1690 and encodes 466 amino acids. The transcript has 5 exons. NCBI's taxonomy places the organism in Eukaryota, Fungi, Mucoromycota, Mucoromycetes, Mucorales, Mucoraceae.
CAGAUGAAUUUACGCAAAUGGACUUGAGUUUGUAUUUUCUAUUGAAAUUUGCCAUUUUGCGGCAUAGAUUGGAUGUUUCUUUAGAUCCUGAAAGUGAAAUAUAUAAAUUUUUAGAAGAAUUAUUUCCACAUGAUAUAUCAAAACUUUAUAUCAUUCCUAAUAAGCCUGGAAACGAUCAAAUCGAAUACGCUUUAGGACUCAUUCAUCAAAGGAGCAAUCUGAUGCAGAGCUUAUUGAACAAGAAUAUGGUGACCCUGAAGAAAUACAUGAUAAACUACAUGAAUAUAUUAUGUUCAGAUAUGAACGGCUUGAAUAUGAGAGAAAGUAUUUAAAAAGACAAGAAGUCAAAUAUGACACUGACACACAAAAUCCUGAAAAUAACAAACAAGAUGAAGAUCAGUCUGUUAAUGAAUCUGAUGAAGAUGAACUAUCACAUGACACUGAAAAGAUAGAAGCAGAAUCUAGCAAUGAAAAUAAUGAUCCAAGAGAUAGUAAUCAUGAAGAAGAAGAAGACGAAUUAUCACACGACACUGAAGAAAUAGAAGCAGAAUCUAGAAAUGAAAAUAAUGAUUCAAGAGAUAGUAAUCAUGAAGAAGAAGAAGAAGAUGAAUUAUUCGAUGAAAUUGAUGAAGAAAAUACAUAUAAUGCUGAAGCACUACACACACAACCUACUAACGAUGAUAAAGAUGGAAAUGAUCAAAGUGUUUUAAAAGUUCGUGCCAAAAGAUCUUUUAUGACCCCUGAUCCUAAUGCUCGUAAAUUAACUGCUGAUGAAGCAGGAUUUCAUGAAAAUGAUUCAGCAGUCAAGUAUAAAAAAUCGAAAGUGGACAACGUAAACAGUAAUAGUGAAGAUGAGGAUGAGAAUGAGAAUGAUAGUUUGCAAUUUGUAGAUGAUGAAUACAAUUUUGAUGAAAAUAGUGUUUCUGAGACAACUUUAUUUACGCAUGUGAAAAAAAAAAGACGUUCUACAUCGGUAAAUGAUGAGGAAAUUGAAGAAAGUUCGAAUUUAUCAUUAUCAUCACAAGGCCGAAGAGUUUUAAAAAGGCCUAAAAUUGAUUCUGAUAAUUCGGCUGAUUCUGAAGAAAGUGCUGGUGCUGGUGAUUCUGAUAGUGAUGCUGCUGCUAAUAAUGCUGAUGAUUCUGAUAAUUCUGACGAUGUUGAUGAUUCUGAUAGUUCUGACAAUUUCAAUGAUUCUGAUAAUGCUGAAGAUGUCGAUGAUUCUGAUAAUACUGAUGAUCACGAUUAUAACAACAGAAAUAAUAAUAAACAACAAAGUAAAUCUGGAUCUACGGUAGAGUCAUCAUCUACAGUCAAUAGUUUAAGUCAAAAAAAAUCUCGUCGUGUUUUACCAACAUCUUCUACGCUAAAUAAUUCUAAUGCGAGUACUUCAAAUACUGAGCCACCUCAGGGAUAUUAUGUUAAUACUAAAGGGAAGCAAGUACCUUUAGCUAAAAAAAGGAAGCAAAAAUGUUUAUGGACUGAAGAAGAGGUGAAGGCAUUAGAAGAAGGGAUGGAAAAACAUGGUACUUCUUGGUCCCAUAUUGGAGACGAUAAAAGGUUAAAGAAUCGCACAGGUAUGCAAAUGAAAGACAAAGCAGUAAAUGAAUGCAUUAGGAGACAUAAGUUAGGUCUCCGUGUGGGUAUUUUUGAGUUAGUAAACUGGAAAGUAAAGAAAGCUGAAGAGAAGUAAUAUUACUAUGCAUAUGAUUAUUAAUGAUAUUAGUGUGCAUUUUAUUUCUAAAAUAAAUAAAAUA